AUGGAAACCGUGUGGGUCCUGCUGGCUCUCGCGGCGCACGGUGGCUGGCAGGUCCACCACAUGGACGUGAAAUCGGCGUUCCUCAACGGUGAGCUCACCAAGGAAGUCCCAGUGGAACACGCUGUGUACCAGCGAGGCAACGACAAGGAUUAUCUGCUAGUGGGAGUGUACGUCGAUGACUUGAUCAUCACGGGCACCUGCGUCGAAGAGAUUGUGGCUUUCAAGGCUGAGAUGCACCGUCUUUUCAAGAUGAGCGAUCUCGGGCUGUUGUCUUACUACCUCGGCAUCGAGGUCAGGCAAGAACAUGGUGAGAUCACAGUGUGCCAACGCGCCUACGCAGAGAAGAUCCUCGAGCGAGCAGGCAUGGCCGGCUGCAAUGCAUGCCACACGCCAAUGGAGGCGCGGCUCAAGUUGAAGAAGGAGGACGGGGCACAGAAGGUUGAUGCCACUGAAUUCAGAAGUGUGAUCGGCUGUCUUCGGUACCUCGUCAACACACGCCCAGAAAUCGCACUCGCGGUGGGUGUGGCCAGCAGAUUCAUGGAAUCACCAAGCACAACACAUUGGGCCGUGGUGAAGCAAAUCUUGAGGUACGUCAGUGGUACGCUCAGCCAUGGGUGCAGAUACAAGAAAGGAUUUGGGUCACCGGAGCUGGUCGGCUACACUGACAGUGAUCAUGCCGGGGAUGUGAGCGAUCGAAAGAGCACUUCAGGCGUGGUUUUCUUCCUCGGCGGAAGCACAAUCACAUGGACCUCGCAGAAACAGAAGGUGGUGGCCAUGUCUUCUUGCGAGGCGGAGUACAUCGCAGCGGGGGCAGGUGCUUGUCAGGGUGUGUGGCUCAGUAACCUCAUUGCUGAUCUGACAGGCAAGGCGCGGGAGAAGUUCAAGCUCUAUGUUGACAACAAAUCCGCGAUCGCCCUUUGCAAGAAUCCGGUCCAUCAUGAUCGGACCAAGCACAUCGACAUCAAGUUUCACAAGAUUCGGCAGUGCAUUGAGGAAGGGAAGCUGGACGUCGACCACGUCAGGACUGACGCUCAGUUAGCUGAUGCUCUCACCAAGGCACUGGGAAGAACUCGUUUCAUUGAAAUGAGGGUGAAGAUUGGAGUUGUUUCGGUGCAGGUUUAA
Molecule: messenger RNA, 1122 nt
Organism: Lolium perenne
Lineage: Eukaryota; Viridiplantae; Streptophyta; Magnoliopsida; Poales; Poaceae
Product: secreted RxLR effector protein 161-like
Source: RefSeq, a predicted model, not a curated record